AUGUGGGCCUUGGAGAUCCUGAUAUCCACUCCCAUCCUCCCCGCCACCGUCUCGCUCCUCGAAAUGCCGGACCGCAUCCUCGUCUUCUCCCUUUUCUUCCUCGCUGCUUCACUCCCCGCGGCCAGCGGGCAGGGCCAGUGUCCCGAUCGGUGGGACGUCUUCCCGUGCGCUUGCGUAGUGGGGGAUUUCCGCUCGAGCGUCGACUGUUCGAACGUCGGCUCUGUCGACCGGCUUUACUCGUGGUUCCCGCGUCCGCGUCGCGUGGAGACGCGAGGAGAGUAUGAAGUUCAGGAUGCCAGAUGCAUCCUGAAUCCUGUCUGCGGGCGCCGCGAGCAGCCGAUCUCUCCCAUUGCCUACCAUCGAUCCGACACCUGCGAGGGCUGGAAGGGAAGUGAUUAUUUUAGUGGAGGACGGACGUCCCGACCCAGGCGGAAAGCUGCACAUGCGCAACGGGUCGUGUUGACAUUCCUUCUUCUCGACAACGACAUGGUCCAGGAACUCCCCGAAGGAGUGUUUGGCGACGUGACCUUCAGGAUAGUUACCAUAUCCAAUACGGCACUGAGGCACGUCCAUCCAAUGGCCAUUCUUCCUCUGAAGGAUCGAAUAAGUAUGCUGGAAAUCACGAACUGCGACCUGCAGGACUUCCCCUGGGAAAUCAUACCCCAACUCAAUGAAUGGUUCAACAGCCUCUACCUCAGCAACAAUGCCUUGAGAUAUGUUCCUCCUCUCCAAACUCGGAAUCUCGUUUGGCUCCAUCUUGAUGGGAAUCAAAUCGCCAAAUUAGAUUCCGGCUGGGAAAUAGCGACCCUAAUGAAUCUAAAAAUGGAAGGUAAUCCCCUCUCGGAGAUGCCGGCUGGAUUUUUCCAUAAUAUGCCCAACUUCGAGGAAUUUCUCUGUAAAGGCUGCAACCUCGGGCCGACUUUGUUUUCCGGGAUCUUCGAAAUGCGGGCGCCCCGCCUCAAAAUUAUAUCCCUCGAUGAGAACUCUAUCUCGAGAGUUGAACCAGGCGCGAUUUCAGGUCUCCCAGCCGUAAGCGUCUUGUAUUUCAUGAAAAAUAACAUCAGCCGAUUGGAUGAAGAGGCCUUCUACCCUAUGCUGCGGAUCAACGGGAAGCUCUUCGUAGAUGUCCCCAUGUGGACAAGUCCCCUGGAGGGACUUAGUCCUCACCAUUCCAUACAGGUAACUGCCAUUCCACAUGUGGACCACCAAGAGUAUCUGUAUAGUCCCUCCGGUGGACUGGCCGGAGAUUUUUCGUAA
Messenger RNA from Darwinula stevensoni, 1257 nucleotides. The record is from the annotation of a GenBank genome assembly. NCBI's taxonomy places the organism in Eukaryota, Metazoa, Arthropoda, Ostracoda, Podocopida, Darwinulidae.